UGCAGCGAAAACAGAAAUCUUACGAAUAGUGCGCAAUGUGAAACGCAUUCUCAGGCCCAGGUGAAACGAAGUAUCGAGGAUUAGUCUGACAGCAGCUGGAGUGAAUGGAGAGAGGGGUAUCGGUAUCAGGCGGACUUGAAAAAAAAAUAUUCCUUCAAGUCGGUCAAUUAAAGAUAAUUUAUUAGGAAGGAUUUACCAGUUUCUCAGGCUGGAACUGUGCCCAACAACUGCUUUAAGAGUGAUGCUGAAGAAUAACGUGAGCUGAGCAGGACCCCUGAAGAUGAAGACCAGAAACAGUACUACCUGGUCACACAGCGAAGUUUCGAAAACUCAAACUUAAUCUUGCGCACAGGAUGAAAUGAGAUAAACAGUCUUCGAGUGCAGGCCCCUGCUUUACGACCCCUAAGCAUGGCAGGACUACAGCUCGUGACCCCCGCUUCCUCGCCCAUGGGACCCUUCUUCGGUCUCCCAUGGCAACAGGAGGCCAUCCAUGACAAUAUUUACACACCAAGGAAAUAUCAGGUUGAACUUCUUGAAGCAGCUCUGGAACACAAUACUAUCGUUUGUUUAAAUACUGGCUCAGGGAAGACCUUUAUUGCAGUACUCCUCACAAAAGAGCUCUCCCAUCAAAUCCGGGGAGACUUCAGAGAAUGUGGGAGGAGGACCAUUUUCUUGGUGAACGCAGCAUCGUCUGUGAUCCAGCAAGCAGCUACUGUCCGGACCCAUUCGGACCUGCAAGUGGGGGAGUAUACCAGCCUAGAGAACACAUCGUCAUGGACGGAGGAGAAGUGGAACCAGGAAAUGAUCGAAAACCAGGUGCUUGUUAUGACAUGCCACCUCUUUCUGCACGUUCUGAAGAAACGAGUCUUGCCACUAUCAAAAAUCAACCUGCUGGUGUUUGAUGAGUGUCACCUUGCAAUCAUGGAUCAUCCCUAUCGGGAAAUAAUGAAGGUUUGUGAGGGGUGUCCGAGCAGUCCUCGGAUCCUGGGUCUGACGGCCUCCAUUUUAAACGGCAAAUGUGACCCGUCGGAGCUGGAGGAGAAGAUCCAGAACCUGGAGAGGAUCUUGAGAAGCACCGCAGAGACUGCUACUGACCUCGUCGUCUUGGAUAGGUAUGCCUCACAGCCUCGUGAAGUGGUGCUGGACUGCGGGCCCUACUUGGAUAAGAGUGGGCUCUGUGAGCGUCUCCUGAACGAGCUGGAUGAAGCUCUGGGCUUUCUCCACGACUGCAACGUAUCCGCCCACCGCGAGGACAGGGACCCCACGUUCAUCUCCAAGCAGGUGCUGAGCGAUUGCCGAGCGGUGCUCACCGUGCUGGGGCCCUGGUGCGCGGACAAGGUGGCGGGUAUCAUGGUGCGGGAGCUGCAGAAGUACAUCAAGCACGAGCAGGAGGACCUGAACCGCAAGUUCCUGCUGUUUACAGACACUAUCCUGCGAAAAGUCCACGCGCUCUGCGAAGAGCACUUCUCGCCGGCGUCCCUGGACCUCAAGUUCGUGACGCCCAAGGUGAUCAGGCUGCUGGAGAUCCUGCACGAGUACAAGCCCUUCGAGAGGCAGCAGUUCGAGAGCGUGGAGUGGUACAACAACCGCAACCAGGACAACUACGUCUCCUGGAGCGACUCGGAGGACGAGGACGAGGACGAGGAGAUCGAGGUGAAGGAGAAGCCCGAGGCCAACUUCCCCUCGCCAUUCACAAACAUACUGUGCGGCAUCAUUUUUGUGGAGAGACGGUACACGGCGGUGGUCUUAAACAGGCUUAUAAAGGAGGCAGGAAAGCAGGACCCUGAACUUGCCUACAUUAGCAGCAACUUCAUUACCGGGCACAGCAUUGGCAAGAACCAGCCUCGAAACAAGCAGAUGGAGGUUGAGUUUCGUAAACAGGAGGAGGUUCUUCGGAAAUUUCGUGCCCACGAGACCAACUUGCUCAUUGCGACCAGUAUUGUGGAGGAGGGAGUUGAUAUUCCAAAGUGCAAUUUGGUGGUUCGAUUUGACUUGCCGACGGAGUACCGCUCGUAUGUUCAGUCCAAAGGGAGGGCUCGAGCGCCGGUGUCCAAUUACAUUAUGCUGGCUGACACCGAGAGAACAAAAGCAUUUGAAGAGGACCUAAAAACAUACAAGGCAAUCGAAAAGAUCCUGAGGAACAAAUGCUCAAAGUCGCCAGAGAGCAGCGAGUUCGAGCCUGUGGAGCCAGUCCUGGACGACGACAAUAUCUUACCUCCCUACGUGCUGCGCUCUGAAGACGGAGGCCCCAGGGUCACCAUCAACACGGCCAUCGGCCACGUCAACAGAUACUGUGCGAGGCUACCCAGCGACCCGUUCACACACCUGGCCCCCAAGUGCAAGACUGCGCAGCAACCGGACGGAGCUUAUAGAUCCACGCUCUAUCUUCCCAUUAACUCCCCUCUCAGAGUUCCAGUCACUGGGCCCUCAAUGAACUGUGCAAGACUAGCUGAGAAAGCAGUUGCUCUUCUUUGCUGUGAAAAGCUACACAAAAUAGGUGAAUUAGAUGACCAUUUGAUGCCAGUGGGGAAGGAGACUGUAAAAUAUGAGGAAGAGCUGGAUUUGCACGAUGAAGAGGAGACCAGCGUGCCAGGCAGACCAGGGUCAACCAAGAGGAGGCAGUGCUACCCAAAAGCCAUCCCAGAAUGUCUUCGGAACAGCUACCCUGUGCCAGAGCAGUCCUACUACCUGUACGUGAUCGGGAUGGUGCUGACGACCCCUCUACCUGACGAGCUCAACUUCCGGAGGAGGAAGCUCUACCCUCCUGAAGACACCACCAGAUGCUUCGGCAUCCUGACGGCAAAACCAAUACCUCGGAUUCCCCACUUCCCGGUGUACACGCGCUCGGGCGAGGUGACCAUCUCCAUCGAGCUGCAGAAGUCGGGCUUCACCCUCAGCGCGCCCCAGCUGGAGCUGAUCACCCGCCUGCACCAGUACAUCUUCUCCCACAUCCUCCGCCUGGAGAAACCUGCACUGGAGUUCAAACCCACCCAGGCCGACUCCGCCUACUGCGUCCUACCUCUCAACGUGGUGGAGGAUUCCAACACUUUAGACUUGGACUUUAAAUUCAUGGAAGAUAUUGAAAAAUCUGAAGCGCGUAUAGGCAUUCCGAACACCCAGUACACCAAACAGAACCCGUUUACUUUCAAAUUGGAGGACUACCAGGAUGCUGUCAUCAUUCCAAGGUAUCGCAACUUUGACCAGCCUCAUCGCUUCUAUGUAGCAGACGUCUACACUGAUCUCACACCACUCAGUAAAUUCCCUUCGCCAGAAUAUGAAACCUUUGCCGAAUACUACAAGACCAAGUAUAACCUCGACCUCUCCAACCUGAACCAGCCACUGCUGGAUGUGGACCACACAUCCUCAAGACUAAACCUUUUAACUCCUCGGCACCUUAACCAGAAAGGAAAAGCGCUUCCUCUCAGCAGUGCUGAGAAGCGGAAGGCCAAAUGGGAGAGCCUGCAAAACAAACAGAUUUUGGUUCCUGAACUGUGUGCCAUCCACCCGAUCCCUGCCUCUUUGUGGAGAAAAGCGGUCUGCCUUCCCAGCAUCCUCUACCGACUUCACUGCCUUCUGACGGCCGAGGAACUCCGAUCUCAGACGGCCAUUGACGCCGGUGUGGGGGUCCAAACCCUGCCGCCAGACUUCAGAUACCCAAAUUUGGAUUUCGGGUGGAAGAAAUCCAUCGACAGCAAGGCUUUCAUCUCAAGUCCCAGCUCCUGCACGGAAGACGAUUACUGUAAGCACAGCACAACUGUAGCCCCUGAAGAUGCUGCCCAUCAAGGUUUUCAUCCUGAGGCCUCCUCACCACACGGGGGCGCCAUUGCAUGUGUGAACUGUGACCCUGCCGGUGAGGAUCCGGAGCCUGCCUCGCUCCCCGGAGAGAAGCACGGCCUCACCCGGGGCCCGGACCUCGCUAACGGCACGGCGGACGACACCAGCGACCUCGGCGGACGCGACCAUUGCCAAUGUUCCCCGCUCGACUCGCCCAAGAGCGAAAUAUCUGUACAAAGCACUACCUCAGUUCACGUGCAGCACUCUCGGAGCACUGAGAACCAGCCCCAGCCCAGCAUUGAAUGUACUCCAGGGAGCAACUCACACUUUGACGGACACACGACAAAACCUACCUCAGAUUGUCGCCAGGUGGUCGAUGUGACAACCGGUUCGGCACCUUCAGACGUUUCGAAAGCGGCGGUCGCCCCGCCCAGCGGCGACUCCCCGAAAACCCUGGGCCCCAACCCCGGCCUCAUCCUGCAGGCCCUGACGCUCUCCAACGCCAGCGACGGUUUCAACCUGGAGAGACUUGAGAUGCUCGGCGACUCCUUCCUCAAGCACGCCAUCACCACCUACCUGUUCUGCACCUACCCCGACGCCCACGAGGGGCGUCUCUCCUACAUGAGGAGCAAGAAGGUUAGCAACUGUAACCUCUAUCGUUUGGGGAAAAAGAAAGGCCUGCCAAGUCGAAUGGUGGUCUCCAUCUUUGAUCCUCCAGUGAACUGGUUGCCCCCUGGAUAUGUAGUUAACCAGGACAAAAGCUGUACUGACAAGUGGGACUCCGAGACAAAAGGGGACCCCCUGGCCAACGGCAGAGCCGAGGAAGACUACGAAGAGGACGAAGAGGAGGGAGACGAUGUGGAGGAGGACGAGGAGCUGAUGUGGAAGGAGCCCAAGGACGAGGUGAACAUGGAGGACGACCUGGAGUACUACCAGGAGCACAUCAACUUCAUCGACAACAUGCUGAUCGGCUCGGGCGCCUUCGGCAAGAAGAUCUCCCUGAACGCCUUCCCUCCGGCCGAGCCCAGCUACGAGUGGAAGGCGCCCAAGAAGCCCAACCUCCCCAACGCGCACUUCGCCGCCGACGGAGACGAAUUCGACUACAGCUCCUGGGACGCCAUGUGCUACCUGGACCCCAGCAAGGCGGGGGAGGAGGACGACUUUGUGGUGGGCUUCUGGAACCCCUCGGAGGAGAACUGCGGCACGGACACGGGCAAGCAGUCCAUCUCCUACGACCUGCACACGGAGCAGUGCAUCGCAGACAAGAGCAUCGCCGACUGCGUGGAGGCCCUGCUGGGCUGCUACCUCACCAGCUGCGGGGAGCGUGCCGCCCAGAUGUUCCUCUGCUCGCUGGGCCUCAAGGUGCUGCCGGCGGUGAAGAGGGGCCCCGGAGACGAGGCGGGCCGCUCCAAAGAGCUGCAGUACGGCUGGCUCAAGAUCCCGCCGCGAUGCAUGUUCGACCACCCGGACGCCGAGAGCACGCUCAACCACCUCAUCUCCGGCUUCGAGAACUUCGAGGAGAAGAUCAGCUACACCUUUCAGAACAAGGCCUACCUUCUGCAGGCCUUCACUCACGCUUCGUACCAUUACAACACCAUUACAGAUUGUUACCAACGGUUGGAGUUUCUUGGCGAUGCAAUUUUAGACUACCUCAUAACUAAGCACCUUUAUGAAGACCCGCGGCAGCAUUCACCUGGCGUCCUGACCGACCUGCGGUCCGCCCUGGUCAACAACACCAUAUUCGCCUCUCUGGCCGUCAAGUACGAUUACCACAAGUACUUCAAGGCCGUCUCGCCCGAGCUGUUCCACGUGAUCGACGACUUUGUGCAAUUUCAACUGGAAAAGAACGAAAUGCAAGGGAUGGAUUCUGAGCUUCGCCGCUCUGAAGAAGAUGAAGAGAAAGAAGAGGACAUUGAAGUUCCCAAAGCAAUGGGAGACAUCUUUGAAUCACUUGCUGGUGCAAUUUACAUGGAUAGCAGGAUGUCACUGGAGACCGUUUGGCAAGUGUAUUAUCCAAUGAUGAGGCCACUUAUAGAAAAAUUCUCUGCUAAUGUCCCUCGCUCUCCUGUUCGGGAACUGCUGGAAAUGGAACCGGAGACGGCCAAGUUCAGCCCUGCGGAGAGGACGUACGAUGGCAAGGUGCGGGUGACGGUGGAGGUGGUGGGAAAGGGGAAGUUCAAAGGCGUGGGCCGCAGCUACAGAAUCGCCAAGUCUGCCGCAGCCCGGAGGGCUCUGCGCAGCCUCAAGGCCAAUCAGCCUCAGGUCCCAAACAGCUGAGCCCUGCCUGGACCAGCCACCGCAGGUGACCAGACACCAACCACCACCACCAGUGUAUCGCUCCAGUCCUGGAAAACAGUCAAAGAUUGGCAAACACCAGUAAAGUAAAAUAAAACAAACAAACAAACAAAAAAAAAAAAAAAAAAAAAAAAAAAACAGAAAAUAAAUGUUCACUUUGGGUUUUACUUUUGCGCAAACACAAUCUUUUCUUCAUUUCUUCCCCAGCUUUGUUUAAUCACGAGAGUGCUUUAUUAACAUUAGCAAGUGUUCUGAAAGAAAGGUCAGGUCUCGCUUUGUUCGGUUUUCUUUCCGUUUUAUUUCUAUCGAGGCUCUUUGUUGUGUUAGUGGGUAAAGAGGUUUAUGCUUAAGUAGAUUUAGAUUGUACAUAGUUAAAACAAAGGUAUAAACUGAAUAAUAAAACGCUAAAUUCCUCAGUCUGUGCACUAGUGCCAGGUUUAAAGCAGUUUAAAACGCUGUGGCAGACGAGCUGGGAGGAGCCCAGGGGCAGAGCCAGUGUUCCUCCAUUUUGACAUCUGUUGUCUUGAAAUGGCAUACUUAAUCAUUAUUGCACUUGUUUUAUUAGGGUCCGUUUUGUUUAGGCUUGAUUAGAUUGUGAGCGGUGAACAUUUUGUCAUAUGCACACCAAAUCAUAAAAUAUAUAUAUAAAUAAAUAAAUAUAUAAAUAUAUACAUAACCAACUACUACAGGAAAUGCGUUUUAACACAAAAUGUGGGGCUUUUUUUGCCUUAAAGAGAAAAACCCUCCUUCAUAUAUCUCCUGUAAGAUGGAUUUCAACAUUCCCAUUGACUGUAGUGAUAGUUGUUUUUGCAGCACUCGAGGAUGCAUGCUUGUGUAGCUGUGUAUUAUAAGCCAGCCGGAUGGAUUAUAACAGCAUUAUAGAGCUACCAUAUGGCGAGGGAGAAAGAGAUAUUCAAUGUCUAUUAUGACUUUACGUUGACACUUGGGUUUCAGUAAAUGUCUUUUGAUACCGAGAACAGUUGUGUUUUCAAUUAAUGGUCAUAAAAGAGCAUUAAAUGUCUCCCAUUGACUGAACUAUUUAGUUUUGAUAAAAUAACAAUAGAUGACAUAUCACCUGGGAAAUAUGCUGCAGAUUUUGUAAGAAUUGGAUACUUCUAUAGGAAGCGAAGCACCUUUACACUCUAGUAUACGCAAGAUUCUUAUUAAUGUCCUCCGAUUGCAUUCAUACUUCACUUACCAAAGUUGCCACCAUUGACGUGCUGUAGGGUUGCAUGUGUGAAGUAAACCGUCAGAAUUCUGAUUUAUGGAUCUGAAAACCAGCCUUUGUUUUAGUUCAGGCUCAUUUGUGACAUAGCUUCUUUUGUUUUUUGUUUUUAGCCUAAAUGUUUUUUGUUUUAGUAUGAUUAGGCUCUUUUCACUUGAAUACCUCAGUUAUUUGCAUGCAUAUUCUUUUUUUUUUUUUUGGUGCUAUGUUUUAUGUAUUAAGCUUGAAUUUCUCAUCUUUUUUGCACUGUAACUAUAAUACCUCUUUAUUUUACCUUUAAAUCUGUUGGUUCGGCUGUCCUUCCCAUCAGCGAUCAGUCUGUAGAGGUUAGCUGCAAUUAUUUUUAUUUUUUUUCAUUUUCCCUUUGAUUUAAGCUUGAAGUUUUUGGGGAAAGCUCUGAAAGGCAAUUCCCUUCACAUAAACCUGAGGUAGGCGCUUCUGUUUAAGCUUAAUCUUUCUGUGCAAAGUUGUCUGUGAUGGAAAAGGGUCGCUUAACGCUCAUUUAGGAAAACCGAUUGCAUUCUGCAUCUCAUAAGGGCGUGUCCAUGUUGAAGAAAUUCAGUUUAAGAAAACCCAACCUAAAAGACAAACCCUCCCAAAAAGAAUUAAUGCUGUGCUAUAAGUUCUUCCCAGAUACACACAGGACAACAUGCCUCAUUGCCUCAUAAACAAAUGUCUAAUUUAUUGCUUCCAGAGCCAAAUUAAUUUAGACAAGAUAUUGUCCUGCCAUGCUCAAAAUAAUGAAUUAUAACUUAUAUGGGGCAUUUUUUAUUUUUGCAUUUUUCCUGGUGAGCUUCUGGUAUUAUUAUAUGAAAUGCCUGGUAGGACUUUAUUCUUGGCCGAUAUAUGGCAAAGUCUAGAUGUUCAAGGGUGCUGCUACCUCAGAACACACUGCACUCUGUUCAUUGAUUCUUACUAUGUCUUAUUUAGAUGUAUAAAUAAAAUUGUGCUUAUUCCUGGACAAGACUGCAAUUUGACAAAUAUUUAUGGCAGUGUCUCAAAAUACUGUAGUCUUUUUUACUGUGAUAUCCAUAUUUUGACAUAUUUAUUACACUUUGCACUAAAUCAACAUUCCCACAGAAGUAAUAGUAAUGCACUUAUCAAUGACAUAUAUUUUUGACAGUAGAACAUUAAACAAAACAGUGCCUUUUGUCUUACUAAAUCCAAGAUAAAUCUCACGGCUGAUUCUUAACGUUUUUCAGCAAUCCGUAAAGAGCCAAUUUGUGUGUGUGUGCACGUGGGUGAGGAGUGUAUGUGCGAGUGAAAGAGAAUCGUUCAGGUGCCAUACAAAUUACUGUGUAUUGUUAUUCGACAGCAAUGUACGUAACAUAAUCUUAUAUGAAACCGCCUGAAAACAGAUUCAACCGAUUCCCUCAUUUUUUCCCGCCAAUUAUUCUGGAAAAUAUAAAGCAAAGUGGGAGUUGAAACUCGACCGUGCGUUUAUCAUUGUUCAGGUGACCUUGGGUUGUCAUUUGGUCAGUGGAUUCAGCUACUGUUUAUUGAAAUAAAAAUAUGUAUCAAAUUUUACAUCAAAUAUGGUUGCAAUCUGGUUGCCUUUCCUGAGUUUGAGUUCAGCGACCCUUCUUGCAUUGUUUCAUGGAAUCUUGUACAUUUACAACAAGGAACUCUUGUAUGUGUGUUUGGGUUUGACGUUUCCCGCUCUGUAACCGCUGAUAAAAUGAUACCACGUGAUGACCUCUUGCCAGUGUGUGAUGGAAACAUCAGGAAUGAAUUGUUCAGACCUUGAUAUUCACACUGCCUGUAUCUGUACAUUUUACCCUCAUUUAUAAGCAUCAGUUUAACAUUAAUUUAAGAUUUGUAUUUUAUUUUCCAAAUCUCACCGCUGGGCAAACCCAUCUUUAUGUUGGAUUAUUUUCAGUAAUAAUUGUUUUUGGGGAUUAUGUUAAAAGAAUGUGAAAUCACUUUAUGGUGCCACACAUGCAUACACGUAGUGAUUUUGUUUUUCUUUUCUGAGAGAAAGAAGAAUGAAAGGACUGUAUCACAUUAAAUUGACAUUCAAGCCAGAAAAUCCUUGGAAUGAACCUCCUCCAACAUUGUUUGAUAAAUAACCAUGAUUUAUCAUCGUCUGAUUUUUAGAUGUAAGGUAGUCCUCUUGUACUUGCUGCAGACUCGAUUUAACAGUUUCGUACUGGCGGAUAAUUGUUUUGUUCUUGUUUUGUUUGCUUUUGUUUGUACAUGUAGCACAAAUAAGCAUUGCACUUGGGCACCAUGCUUUACCUCAUUUCAAGAGAAAAAUAUAUAUGAUGCCGUUACGUUUAGAGGAAUGACUUGUGGUGUUGGACUUGCUGCUGUUUCAAUUGCUGGUAUUUUACAAUUGUGUUUUUUUUUUGUUUAGUUUUUUUUCUCUUAAGAAAAGGUGAUUUAAAAGAUACAAUGUGCCUGCAGGUUAUCAUCUGUUAAAUACACUGUAGAACAGACGUAGGUGAUCUCAACAACCUGGGUUAAAAUAUACGCAUUGUGUAUUCAAUGAUGUCCUGCCUUAAUGUGAUACUUUGAAUAUUGUAAAAAAUCCCCUCAAAAUAGUAAGUCCUGUCACAUUAAUGACUUAAGUCAUCUUCCUUUUUUCAAGGGGGUGGGGUUUCGAUUGAACUCGACUUGUUCCACAGGUGGCAGCGGAUCUUUUUGUGGAACUCCUCCACCCUCAUGCUUUAGGUCAGUGAUGUUUUUUUUUUUUUUUUUUUUUGUCUCAGUGAAGCCAUUUGUCAGCCACUACAGUUCAAAAAGGGCUGGUACAUCGGAAUAGCAUCACCUUUUUUUCCCUUGGGUAAAGAACAUAAGCUAAAUUAGAAGGAAAAAAAAAAAAAGCCUUGGAUCUCAGAAAAUACCUUAAAAACAAAUGCACUCAUAUCAGCAGCAAGUUGCUCUAUAGGGAAGCGGGUUUGAAAUGUGCUUACGGCAGUGAGUUUGUGAACUUUGGUCCCAGCCGAUAGCUCCAGCAGAAUGGAAUGGGUUAUGUAUCGAUAUAAAUGGGGAAUUAUGGGCCAUCAUAUCCUGCAGCAAUUUUUAAGGGACAUGAAAUUCUUCUCAUUCAUACUGUAACUGUGCUGCAGAGGUUUGCGGUCUGCACCUUAUGGAUCACAAAUACCUUUAAUAUUCUUUUCUUUUUUGUAACAAUUGUAGCUGAAUAUAUCUACAAUAAAGUUAUGGUAUGGUCGUUCA
Messenger RNA from Conger conger (European conger), 10474 nucleotides. RefSeq names its product dicer 1, ribonuclease type III (gene dicer1). Gene Ontology annotation, molecular function: ribonuclease III activity; RNA binding; deoxyribonuclease I activity. Gene Ontology annotation, biological process: siRNA processing; apoptotic DNA fragmentation; pre-miRNA processing. Gene Ontology annotation, cellular component: cytoplasm; nucleus; RISC complex. Lineage: Eukaryota; Metazoa; Chordata; Actinopteri; Anguilliformes; Congridae. The transcript has 29 exons. Bases 409 to 6051 code for a protein of 1880 amino acids. The record is from RefSeq and is a predicted model, not a curated record.